This is a messenger RNA of Ctenopharyngodon idella (grass carp), 975 nucleotides long. Its product is annotated as Rieske domain-containing protein. The record is from RefSeq and is a predicted model, not a curated record. The transcript has 5 exons. The coding region runs from base 358 to 837 and encodes 159 amino acids. Gene Ontology annotation, molecular function: 2 iron, 2 sulfur cluster binding. Lineage: Eukaryota; Metazoa; Chordata; Actinopteri; Cypriniformes; Xenocyprididae.
CUAAAAACUGAAGAACAGUGGCUGUAUUUAAGGACUUGGCAUUUAAUCUGCACUGAAAGACUGUUGGACUCUGGCGCAUUGUGUUAUUAUGAUAUGACAAUGAUAAUUGUUUUUACUGUUCUUUCAAGCAUUUAAAAAAAAAAAGGCGGGUAAAUCAAACAGCGUUAAAAUAAUGAACUUAAAGAUCAACCACGUGCCAUAGGUAACAAUAGGUGCGUUCACGACAUGUCUAAAUUACCGUUAGAGAUUCCAACUUGUAAAAAAGCGUUCACGUUCUCUGAGAUCUCGGACGUCACGUGACAAUGCACGCAGUUCUGAAGGUGUGUCGAAGAGUGCUGAAAGAGUGGAGGGGGAAACAUGAGCUCUGAUGAAGAGGUGGCGGCUACAUCCAUACCUUAUUUUAUAGGGAAGAAAGAGAACAUCAUUCAAACCAGACGAGUGUUGAAGUCAGUUGGUGGAAGAGAUGUUCUAGUGAUUUACCACCAGGGUGACUUCUAUGCUAUUGACGCUCGCUGCUACCACUCUGGAGGUCCACUUCAGGAAGGAGAUAUAGAAGAUUUUGAUGGACGACCAUGCAUAGUGUGCCCGUGGCAUAAGUAUAAAAUUACAUUAGCUGAGGGUGAGGGUCUCUAUCAGGCAGUGGACCCUUCUGUGAAGCCUCUGAAACCAACUUGGUGCUCUAAAGGCAUUAAACAAAGAAUCCACACUGUGACAGAGUCUAAUGGAGACGUGUUCCUCACCUUAAAUGACUCACCAGUGGCCAUUGACUCUGAUUACUAUCAAACUGCGAAAUAUAGAGACACUUUCUUGAAAGAAGGCCCGAAGAAAACGAAGUGACCUCACAGGAAGAGACAUGAGAUGAGUACCACGAACCAUAUUCAUCCACACAGUCACGCAGAGCUGAAGCACAACCAGAACAAUGUUCUUCCCCAACAUGCAGGCAUUGUACCUUUAAAAUAAAGAAUAUCAACAGUA